Molecule: messenger RNA, 492 nt
Organism: Dicrocoelium dendriticum
Lineage: Eukaryota; Metazoa; Platyhelminthes; Trematoda; Plagiorchiida; Dicrocoeliidae
Source: the annotation of a GenBank genome assembly
AUGUCACGCGUGCCAAGUCCACCCGCCGCUCUCGUGUUCAGCAAGCUACACCACCGCUUCCCUCGCGUUCAACUCAAACGUAUACCAUUUUAUGUUAAAUUCACGUAUAUCAUCUAUUACAGGUUGCGCAAUCAUGAAGUGCAAGCGAAUGCUCACAACUACGACGUAUGGUUCGAUUAUGUCCGUUUGAUGGAAGAAGAAGGAUCUGUGGAUCAGACACGAGAGAUAUACGAACGAGCAGUGGCUAAUGUGCCUCCCAUAGAGGAAAAACGAUAUUGGAGGCGUUACAUUUACCUCUGGUUAAACUAUGCGCUGUACGAAGAGCUCAACGUAGCCGAUAUGGAACGUGCUGGUCAAGUAUAUCGGUUCUGUCUGAAACUUAUUCCUCACCGCCGCUUCACUUUCGCGAAAAUGUGGUUAUACGCUGCUAAAUUUGAGAUACGACGAAAGGCGCUUACUGAUGCAAGGAAACUUUUAGUAAGUACGCCGUAA